Molecule: messenger RNA, 2153 nt
Organism: Cricetulus griseus (Chinese hamster)
Lineage: Eukaryota; Metazoa; Chordata; Mammalia; Rodentia; Cricetidae
Source: RefSeq, a predicted model, not a curated record
GCCAGCGCCCGCCCGGGGCUGAUGGACAAGCUCAGGAACCCCUGUGGACUGACUGUGCUAACAGUGCUAACCCUUCCUCCCCAGCUUGCACCCCAGAGGCCGGCCUUGUCCCAGAGAGAAGAAGAGAACAAUGACCAGGUUACAGGAGGCAGUGACAUUCAAGGACGUGGCCGUGGUCUUCAGUGAGGAGGAGCUGGGGCUGCUGAGCGCUGCCCAGAGGAAGCUGUACCGAGACGUGAUGCUGGAGACCUUCAGGAACCUUCUGUCUGUGGGAGGCCAAGGUCCAAACAAGAUGGAGACUCUUCACGAAGCAGGAUUAAGUUGCCUCUUACUGGGGCGGCUUCCAUGCUGGCAAAUGAUGAGCCAAGGUGUCAACGAACUGGCCAGAACUCCAGGUGCCGUGGUAAACACUCAAGGAAAGGGCCCCCACCUCCCGGAGCAGCGUCACUCCUUCUGCCACGGGGGAGCAGAAGAGCCGCCCUGGGCCUCCAUGGAUGACGACCGUCUUGAGAGUCUCACAGGAGACCAUUCCAGCAUAACCAAAAACCAGGAAUGUCUGUCUGGGAAAGCUCAGGGCUCUUGGAGUAAAACUCAUCUUAGGGAGAGACGGAGCCACCGGAGCCACCACCCUCAGCAGACUCCUGGGAAACCCAAGCCACAGCUGUCGGCUCCAGGCAUCGACAGUCCGACUUGCCUUUCCCAGCACCAUAGCCACCAAGGAGACAAAGCCCGCAGCAGUAGUGGCGUCCGCAGUAAAGUCAAUUCAGCAAUAUCGCCACACACCCUGCAAGGCGUUCACACAGAGUGGAAGGCCAACCAGGGCAGCCAGGGCGGAGAAGCCUUCAGUGGCAGCCCCAGGCCGGGACUCCAUCAGCAGGGCGAAUCAGGAAAGAGGUCCCCGGUGCACAGUGCACACGAGGACACGGAGCACAGCUCCGGGGUCCCCACCCAACAAAGCGGCCCUCCAGGGAGGCCAAAGCGCUACCGCUGUGACCACUGCGGCAAGGGCUUCAGCCGCAGCACCGACCUCAGCAUCCACGUCCGGGUGCACACCGGCGAGAGGCCCUACCGCUGCGAGCGCUGCGGGAGGGGCUUCACGCAGAGGUCGCACCUGCAGGCCCACGAGCGCCCCCACACCGGCGAGAAGCCGUACGCGUGCGGCGACUGCGGCAAGCGCUUCAGCUGCAGCUCGAACCUGCACACGCACCAGCGCGUGCACACCGGCGAGAAGCCCUACCGCUGCGCGGCGUGCGGCAAGGGCUUCAGCCGCAGCACCGACCUCAGCAUCCACGUCCGGGUGCACACCGGCGAGAGGCCCUACCGCUGCGAGCGCUGCGGGAGGGGCUUCACGCAGAGGUCGCACCUGCAGGCCCACGAGCGCCCCCACACCGGCGAGAAGCCGUACGCGUGCGGCGACUGCGGCAAGCGCUUCAGCUGCAGCUCGAACCUGCACACGCACCAGCGCGUGCACACCGGCGAGAAGCCCUACCGCUGCGCGGCGUGCGGCAAGGGCUUCAGCCGCAGCACCGACCUCAGCAUCCACGUCCGGGUGCACACCGGCGAGAGGCCCUACCGCUGCGAGCGCUGCGGCAAGGCCUUCAGCCGCAGCACCGACCUCAGCAUCCACGUCCGGGUGCACACCGGCGAGAAGCCCUACCGCUGCGAGGCGUGCGGCAAGCGCUUCAGCCAGGCCUCCCACCUGCAGGCCCACCAGCGCGUGCACACCGGCGAGAAGCCCUACCGCUGCGAGGCGUGCGGCAAGGCCUUCAGCCAGAGGUCCAACCUCCAGGUCCACCGGAUCAUCCACACCGGGGAGAAGCCGUUCAAGUGCGAGCAGUGCGGGAAGGAGUUCAGCUGGAGCGCGGGGCUCAGCGCGCACCAGCGGGUGCACACCGGGGAGAAGCCCUACACGUGCCAGCAGUGCGGCAAGCGCUUCAGCCAGGCCUCGCACUUCAACACGCACCAGCGGGUGCACACCGGGGAGAAGCCGUACGGCUGCGAGGCGUGCGGCAAGGCCUUCAGCCAGAGGUCGCACCUGGCCUACCACCAGCGGGUCCACACCGCGGGGAACCCAUAGGGGCCUUGUGCCACCAGCAGGUGUGGGGGGUGGGGAGGCCCUGGAAGGCAUCGGUCUCCCUGGAAGUCUGUGCUGA